UCGAGGCGGAGCUGGUGCACAAUAAUCGAGCGCUGCGACCCCGGUCGGUGAGACGUGGACCCGAGGCUUGUGGCGGCUUCCGGCAGUCGCGGCCCGCCAGGAGCAAAGAUCAUAGAGGAGCUCCUCUAUGAUCUUUGGCCAGGAGGGAUUGGCCGUGGACCAGUGACGGGAGGUGGGGCCCAGGAGUAGGAAGCAAAGAUCGCUCUAGGGUCUUUGUUAGGAAGGGGAGCGAUAUGGUACGGCCGCGGAUGGUGUCCAUGGUGUAAAGGAGAAGUUGGUUUCAUCUGCAGGAACAAGAUCACAACACAAGAACAACGUGAGAGAACGUUAAGUUCUUCUGAGAAGCCUUCAGGAAGUUUGCUCCAGAUUUUGCAAUGUUUAAUCCACGUGAUAAGGAGACCAGAAAACAGGCCAUGGGAAUAGCUGCUGAACUCUCCCAAGAGGAAAGUGCUGUUGCGGUGUUUUUAUGCAUGGAUUUUGCUAAAGACUACUUGGUGACUGGGGAAGUGAAAGAACUGUUCGAGAUUCUGAGCAAGCAAAAUCUGCUGAGUCUCGACCUUCUAACUGAACUGCUUUAUCGGAUAAGGAGACGUGAUAUCCUGAUGAAAAUGAAGGUUGACAUGUUUAGUUUGGAGAGUGACUUGAGAUCUGGUAAAGGAUACAUUUCUUCAUACAGGCAACUGCUGGUGGACAUCAGUGAAGGCCUCUCGCAAGAAGAUUUGAAAUCUGUCUUAUUUUUACUGGGUUGUCAAAUCCCAAAAGGCCGCCUGGAAACAGUGAAGACUUUCUUAGAUUUAGUUGUUGAACUGGAGAAAGCUGGCAAAAUUGAUGAGAGUAAUUUGACUACAGUGGAAGAUUGCUUGACUAAUAUUCGGAGAAUCGACCUGAAAAGGAAAAUCUUAAAGUACAAGCAAAUGAGUGAGUGUACCGGGCCCAUAAACACCGGGGACAAUAAAUACAGAGUCAUGGGUGAAUGUGUUAAUUCUGUAAGAAGAUCCAAUACAUAUCAGAACGUUAUUCCCAUAUCUGUUCCCCAGCAGGAGUGUGGCUUUGGUCCAGAACAUGUUGGACAAAAUUGGGCAUUGGGCAGUGUGCAGCCGGUGUGCAGCCCAACAAACCAAUUAUUGGGACAGCAUGUUCAUUCAAAUUGGCCACGGUUAUCCAUAGUCUCAUCCACAUCUGAAGCGCCUGGUGCUGCAGCACUGAGCAGCCCAGUGCACGAGUCGGUCCAGGCCACCUCUCCAGGAACCAGCUGCACGAGUGGACUGGAGACUUACAACAUGCAGAGUAAUCCCACAGGCCUUUGUUUAAUCAUUGACUGUAUUGGAAACGAUGCAAAUCUGCUGAAGGAGACAUUUGAAGCACUGCACUUUCAUGUCCUCCACCACCUCUAUGUUGAGCUCAGCGAGAUGGAGAAUAUUCUGAAAGAAACGUCGGAACGUGACGAUCUGGCCGCUCUCGACUGCUUCGUGUGCUGCAUCAUCAGCCGGGGGACGUGGGAUUGCGUCCUUGCAGUUGACGGGAAUAUCCCCGGACUUUCUUCAGAGAACAUCCAGUGCUAUUUCAAAGGGCAGUACUGCCGCCCCUUGCUGGGCAAACCCAAGCUCUUCUUUGUUCAGAACUACCUUGGGCCUACGGCUGACAGCGAGUUAGAGAUCGCUGGUGUCCCAAGCAGCGGAGACCCAAUUGAAGUUGAUGGCAGAGUCUGGGGAGCUCCUCAGGAAGCGGAUAUCCUGUGGGGUCACUGCCGGGUAUCUCAGAACCUGCUCCACCAGGCACCUCAACAACCAUCCUCCUUCAUGAGCACUCUGUCAAAGUGUCUGCGGAAACAUCAGCGCAGAUGGGAUUUGAUUUCGAUACUGACCGAGGUGAACAGGAAGAUGAUGUCAAUGAAUCAGCGACUGAGCCAGCCGCAGCCCAUGCCUCUCAUCCUGCAACACACUCUGAGGAAGAAGCUCGUCUUUCCUUGAACCACCAUCACAAAUCUGCACAUCACUCUCUACCAUGCAUUCGUGAAGCACUCGUGAUGACAAUCUAUGCACGUCCAGUCACUCUGAGUUGCCCUUAAGAUGUGAUAUCCGGCUACGCAGCAGGAGGGGUGUCCCCAUGCAGGGGUGGGCUACUCGUGUCCUGACUCACAGCCAAAUGAUGGAGGAUUAUUCAGGGGUUAUAAAAUUACGUGGAAACAAGAACCAGUCUUCAAAUUUCUGUUCUAUUAACACAUUUAAAUAUGUUAAUUGAAUGUACAUCAAACCAGAAUGUAUACUCUUCAGCUUAAGUUAUUACACAUCAAUAUGAUAGAGACACAGGCAACUUCCACACUAGACUUAAUUUAUCACCCGUCACACUUAGCCAUGACACCUACAAUGUGUUCCCAUUAAUAAUAUGUGUUCUGCAAAGUUAUGUAUCCACACUCAAAAUAUGAAAGCUUAAUAUAUAAUUAUAUCCAUCAAAACUAUAGUCAAUAGUUUUAUUAAAAACACAGAAUGCUGGAGUAACUGGGUCAGGCAACAUCUCUGAAGGACAUGGAUAAGCUUAGUUUCGGGUCCAGGACCCUUCUUCAGACUGAUUAUAGUGGGGGUGGGGACGGUGGGGAUAGAAAGCUGGAAAAGACGAGGCAGGACAAAGCUUGGCAAGUGAUGGGUGGAUAUAGGCAAGAGGGUAUGAUUGGCAGAUAGUUGGACACGAGCCGAAAAGGUAACAAAAGGGUGUCAAUUAAGGAGAGGAGUCAAAUGUAAAGCCAGGGGGAGUCUCAUCGGGUGAGAUGGGGGUGCAUCAGUUUGGGACAUGGAAGAGAGGAGGGGGAAAGGGGUUGCUACCUAAAAUUGGAGAAUUCAGUGUUCAUAGCAUUAGGCUGUAAGCUGUCCAAGUGGAUUAUGAGAUGCUGUUCCUCCAGUUUGCAUAUAGCCUCACUUCAGCAAUGUUGGAGGCCGAGGACAGAAAGGUUAGUAUGGGAAUGGGAGUUAAAAUGGUUAGCGAUCAGGAGAUCCAACAGACCUUGGUGGACCGAGAGUAAGUGUUCAUCUAAACAGUCAUCUAGUCUAUUGUUUAUUGCAGUCAUUGUGUGAUUGAAACUAGUUAAUCGUUUAUUGUUGGCUCUAUUUAAAACACAGAUAAACUUGAGAUACAAGAUACUGCAAAAAAAAAUACAGUGCUGGAAUAACUCUGGGCGAAGCACCAGCUCGAGAGAACAUGGAUAGGUGAUGUUUUGGGUUGGGGGUUACCUCUCCGUUCUCCAGAGAUGCUGUCUGACCCGCUGAGUUGCUCCAGCAUUUUGUGCCUUUUUUUUUUAAUAGAUAAACUUAAUAUACUUUGAGUUUGGAGAUUCUGCUUAGAAGAUCUCCAAGAAAACGUUUUUUUUUAUGAAUAAAGACUUUUAUAUCAAUCA
Amblyraja radiata (thorny skate) is the source of this 3388-nucleotide messenger RNA. RefSeq names its product CASP8 and FADD-like apoptosis regulator. Gene Ontology annotation, molecular function: cysteine-type endopeptidase activity; protein binding. The record is from RefSeq and is a predicted model, not a curated record. Gene Ontology annotation, biological process: regulation of apoptotic process; proteolysis. The coding region runs from base 375 to 1970 and encodes 531 amino acids. The transcript is spliced from 10 exons. Lineage: Eukaryota; Metazoa; Chordata; Chondrichthyes; Rajiformes; Rajidae.